Molecule: messenger RNA, 1493 nt
Organism: Alternaria rosae
Lineage: Eukaryota; Fungi; Ascomycota; Dothideomycetes; Pleosporales; Pleosporaceae
Product: eukaryotic translation initiation factor 2 subunit beta
Exons: 3
Coding region: 121-1110 (329 amino acids)
Biological process (GO): translational initiation; formation of translation preinitiation complex; formation of cytoplasmic translation initiation complex
Cellular component (GO): eukaryotic translation initiation factor 2 complex
Molecular function (GO): translation initiation factor binding; mRNA binding; translation initiation factor activity
Source: RefSeq, a predicted model, not a curated record
GGGUGACCGCCUGCCUAACUCUUCGACUCACCACCCCUACAUAUCACUACGAACUCCGAAUCGAUACCAGAACAUUACCAGGACUCACGGAAGAUCGAAAUCGCAAGUGCAACCGCAAUCAUGGCUGAUUCCGCCGAUCUCCCUGACCGCAAACCCCGCAAGUCGGUCCAAUUUUCCGAAGGUGCCACGAUUGUCGACAGCAACGGCGACGUUACCGAAUCACUAGAGAUGAACGGCGGUAAGGACUCCGCUGAGGGCCACUCCGCGGGUGCUGGUAAGAUGGAUUACAUACUGGCAAUACAUCAGUCGCUGACAAGUGGGGCUACAGGCGACGACAAAGAGGUCGAGGAGGUCACCGACAUGUUCGCUGAUCUAGCAAAGAAGAAGAAGAAGAAGUCCUCCAAGAAGAAGGAAGGCGAGGAAGAGGACGGCGCAGAGGGCGACUUCGCCGCGCUAAAGAAGAAGAAGAAGUCCAGCAAGAAGAAGGUCGAGGACGACUUCGAGGCCAAGCUCGCUGCUGCUGGUGGAGACAAGCCCGAAGGCGAGGAGGAGGUCGCUGCUCCCGAACCCGAAGUACAAGAAGGCGACAUGAUGAAGGGCACCGGUAUCUGGGAACACAACUCGACGACCCCCAUCUCGUACAACCUCCUCCUGAACCGCUUCUUCACGCUCCUCCACGCACAACAUCCCGACCUUGCCAGCUCGGGCACAAAGAGCUACAAGAUCCCGCCCCCACAGUGCAUGCGCGAAGGAAACAAGAAGACCGUCUUCGCCAACCUUGCCGAGAUUUGCAAGCGUAUGAAGCGUUCCGACGAGCACGUUGCUCAGUUCCUGUUCGCUGAAUUGGGUACGAGCGGUUCAUUCGCCGACCAGAAGCGCUUGGUCAUCAAGGGUCGUUUCCAGCAGAAGCAACUCGAGAACGUCCUCCGACGAUACAUUGUCGAAUACGUAACCUGCAAGACCUGCCGUUCGCCCGACACCGACCUCUCCAAGGGUGAGAACCGUCUUAACUUCGUCACUUGCAACAGCUGCGGAUCGAGACGUUCGGUACAGGCCAUCAAGACUGGUUUCUCGGCCCAGAUCGGAAAGAGGCGGAGAAUGGUGGGUUAGAGGAUUUGAUGUUAUGCGCUUUACGAUGUUCAAUGUUAUGCAUGGCUUGGGCUGGGGCUUCUCGAUCAGCGGGCGCUACGGCUGUUGCUGUUAUGACGCUUUUUGGCGGUAUGAACAGUCAUGAUGAUUCAAAGCAAUGUCUGUGGAAGGUUCAUGUACAUUGAGAUGAGUCAAAAGAUACAGUCUAAUAGACGUAGAAGAGAACUUGCUCGGUACGUGCGUAAUGGCUGAUAGCUACUAUACGCGCUGGCAAAUAAGAUGCAGACUAGCAUGUGAGAUAUCAUGGGCGCUUAGGUCGGUCGCAAGUGGACCCUGAUAGCUACGGUGCCUCCCGAAGCUGCCCUGCAUCGUGGACGCAUGCGAACAUGUUUGUUUCUGCCGUG